GUCAUCGCGACUCUUUGCCCUCCCCUUCUCCUGACCCUCCUUCAUCCAUCCUCCGUAGGUUUUAUAUACCCUCCCCCCCCUUCCCUUCGUUUGUCCCCUCCUGCUCUCCGCCCUCGCCAGCAGCAGGAGUAUUCUUACCAUGGCGGCUUCAAUCUCGCCGUCGGUCAUUGUGACCCAAAUACAGAACUAUCUCGGUACCAACGAGACAACCGCAGACGCUCUUUUCAAUUCCCCAGCUGUCACUGCCAUUGGCACCUACAAAUGGUUCAUUGGCACAGGCAUCUUCGUCCUGGUCACUGCCAUUCAGUUCAUCAGGUAUCUGCUCAAGGACAGACCUCCCCCAGGCUUGAAGUUGAUCCCAGGCCCAACCUCAACCAUCCCCUACAUUGGACGCGUCCACGAUGUCGACCCCAACUGCCCAUGGUUCGCCAUGAAGAAGUUCGCUGACGAGUAUGGUGGUAUCUUCCGUUCCACCAUCUGUGGUGAGAUGCACAUCUGGGUUGGAAACCCCGACAUCGCCUAUGACCUCCUUUGCAAGAAGGCCAGAAUCUACUCUUCUCGACCCGAGGUUGCUGCAGUCCCAGGAAGUGACUCUCAGGGCCAAUACCUCCCUCUCCUUGAGCAUGGCGAACACUGGCGCAACCAGCGCAAGUUCGCCCACACCGUCCUGACCGCCGGAUUCAACCAAAAGUACUAUGGUUACAUUAGCCACGAGGCUAAGCGAUUCCUCUACAAGCUCCUCCUUGAUCCCAAGGACCACUUUGCUCUCACCGAUCGCUUCUGUGGUCGCAUCAGCGCCCGUCUCGGCUAUGGUCACCCUGAAUCCGCUGCUGCUCACUGCAAAAACGCUGGUGAAUUCAUUCCUCAGAUCUCUCCCUCUGGUUCAAUCACCAAUCUGAUGCCCUUCCUCGGUGGUCUUCCCGAAUGGCUGAACCCCUCCAUUGCCAAAGUUCGCAAGCGACGUGAAAAGGAAGAAAAGCUAUGGAAAGGUCUGAUGAAACAAGUCUCCCAAGAAAUCGAAAACGGAACAGCUCCAAUCAGCUAUGCCAAAACCUACUUUGAGCGCAAGCAAGCAGAAAGCGGCUCUCGUUCCUUCGGUUUUGACGACCAUGAAGCUGCAUAUGCCGUUGGCAUGUUAGUCACUGUCGCCAUCUUCACCAUCGGUGGUCCACUCUACUGCUUCUUCCUCGCCAUGGUUCUCCACCCUGAAUGGCAAGAAAAGGUACGCAACGAAUACGAUGAGGUCAUUGGUGACCGUGUCGUCGAGGUUACUGAUGCCCCUAAUCUACCUCUUCUCCGUGCCUGUAUCAAGGAGUGUGUCAGAUGGCGACCCCCGGUCCCCUUGGGCGUCCCCCGUCUUCUGGAAGAGGAUGACGAGUGGAAUGGUUACUAUCUACCCAAGGGUGCUGUGAUCCACGCCAUUGAUCUUGCCCUAGCCCGCAACCCCAAGCUAUACCCAGAUCCAGAAACCUACAACCCAGCUCGCUGGCUUGAACCAGAGUACCCCACCUACAAGGAGCCUCUCACUGAGCACCCACGACUUAUGGGUCACCACGGUUUCGGCAUGGGUCGCCGCAUGUGCCCCGGUAUCGAGGUUACCGAAGCCGAGCUUCUCGUUGCCUGCGGCAGCAUAGUUGGCUGCUUCGAGCUCAAGCCCUAUAUGGAUGCCAACGGUCAGCCCAAGUGGCCCGCGAGCUACAAUUUCACUCCCAACGUGAUUGGUGGUCCCCUCCCCUUCGAGAUGGAUGUCAAAGUCCGAAGCCCCGAGAAGGCCUCUCGCAUCAAGGUGUGGUACGAAGAGAGCGUGGCUGAUGAGGCGGCUGGCAAGCUCGCUGCUGGUCUCUAAAUAAUGGUUAAAGCCAUGGCGGUGUAGUUGACGUUGACGGUGUAUUGAUGACCGGUGGGGAGAUUCCAGAACUGGUGUUUGACUGAGCAAGGGUCCUGUACAGAUUAUUCCCCAGGGGGAUCCUGCACCCUCAGGAUAUUUUUCUUUUAGCGCUUUUUGGAUUGGAUUUUGGACAAUCGGGUACCUCAUGCAUACAUAUAUUAUUAAAACAUGAAUUUCCUUCAAUUCUUCCUCUUUACCGUACGGUCCAUCUAGCUAUCCUCCC
Exophiala mesophila is the source of this 2111-nucleotide messenger RNA. RefSeq lists its product as uncharacterized. The transcript is spliced from 2 exons. Gene Ontology annotation, molecular function: monooxygenase activity; heme binding; oxidoreductase activity, acting on paired donors, with incorporation or reduction of molecular oxygen. The record is from RefSeq and is a predicted model, not a curated record. Bases 140 to 1846 code for a protein of 568 amino acids. NCBI's taxonomy places the organism in Eukaryota, Fungi, Ascomycota, Eurotiomycetes, Chaetothyriales, Herpotrichiellaceae.